AUGUCUAUUCAAUCAGCAACUGAGAGUCGUGUUGUAUCAAUAACUCGCCCAUCAAGUAUCAAACUACCUCCAAUGUCUGCAGUCAACUAUCCAAUUUAUAACCAUCAAUCUGAUGGAAAUUCGGGAUUUUUACGAGCAGCACGAGCAGGAAAUCUUGAGAAGGUUUUGGAAUACCUUCGCUCAUCCAUUGAUAUAAAUACAAGCAAUGCUAAUGGACUCAAUGCAUUACAUUUGGCAUCAAAGGAGGGUCAUGUAAAUAUUGUUCAAGAACUUCUUUCUCGUGGUGCAAAUGUCAAUGCAGCAACGAAGAAAGGAAAUACUGCUCUUCAUAUUGCAUCAUUAGCUGGACAGGAAGAAGUUGUCAAACUUUUAGUUCAAUACAAUGCUAAUAUUAAUUGUCAAUCACAAAAUGGUUUUUCUCCUUUGUAUAUGGCUGCGCAAGAAAAUCAUAUUGAAGUGGUGAAAUUUCUGCUCGCUAAUGGCGCUAAUCAAAGUUUAGCUACUGAGGAUGGUUUCACACCUUUGGCUGUUAGUCUUCAACAAGGUCAUGAAAAAGUAGUAGCCAUUCUAUUAGAAAAUGAUUCGAAAGGUUCAAAAGUACGUCUACCAGCAUUACAUAUUGCUGCGAAGAAGAAUGAUACAAAAGCUGCUGCCUUACUUCUACAAGGCGAAAGUCAACCUGAUCUUAACUAUAAGGAAGGAGGAUUUGUUAAUUGUACAACAAAGUCUGGAUUUACUCCACUGCAUAUUGCAGCUCAUUAUGGAAACUUAGAAGUGGCACAAUUAUUGAUUGCUCGCGGUGCUGAUGUCAAUUAUGCAGCUAGCCAAAAUAUAACACCGUUACACGUAGCAUCAAAAUGGGGUAAAGAUAAUAUUGUUAAAUUACUACUUGAAAAAAGCGCACAAAUUGAUGCGAAAACAAAAGAUGGCCUUACACCACUUCAUUGUGCUGCUCGGUCAGGUCACGAUCAAGUAGUUGAUCUUCUGCUUGAAAGUGGUGCUCCAUUUGGUGCAAAAACUAAAAAUGGUCUCUCAGCACUUCAUAUGGCUGCUCAAGGCGAUCAUGUUGAUGCAGCACGAAUUUUACUCUAUUAUAAAUCAACAUUAGUAGAUGACGUUAGCUCGGAUUACCUUUCUGCUUUACACGUUGCAUCUCAUUGUGGAAAUUUCAAUGUUGCUAAACUUCUAUGCGAACGUCGCGCUGAUGUCAAUGCUAAAGCAUUAAAUGGAUUUUCAUGUUUACAUAUUGCGUGUAAAAAGAACCGUUUAAAACUAGUCGAAUUAUUAAUCGCCAAUGACGCCGAUGUCGAAGCUCGAACAGAAUCAGGUUUAACUAGUUUACAUGUUGCAUCGUUUGUUGGUAGCCAUGAAAUUGUCAUCUAUUUACUUCAACACGGCGCUAAUAUCGAUUCAAAUACGGUACGCGGCGAAACACCAUUACAUUUAGCUGCACGUAACAAUCAAAUUGAUAUUGUUCAAACAUUACUAAAUUAUGGUGCAACAGUUGAUGCGAAAGCUAAAGAAGCACAAACCUGUUUACAUUUAGCAACACGUUUGGGAAAUAUUGAAAUAGUUAGUUUAUUAUUAAAAGCAAAUGCAUUCGUUGAUAGUGAAACCAAAGAUGGCUAUUCAAGUUUACAUAUUGCUGCUAAAGAAGGACACGAAGAAAUAGCUAGUUUAUUAAUUGAUCAUGGAGCUAAUUUAAAUCUAUUUACUAAGAGAAAUUUCUCGGCAUUACACAUCUGUAGUAAAUACGGUAAUAUUAAAGUUGCUAAUCUACUCUUACAAAAAGGAGCUUCACCGGAUAUUCAAGGCAAAAAUGACUUAACACCGUUACAUUGUGCUGUUCAUUAUAAUCAUAGCAAUAUCGCACUUCUUUUAUUGCAACAUGGUGCUAGUCCGCAUGUAACAGCACGUAACGGUUAUACACCAUUGCAUAUAGCUGCUAAGAAGAAUGUUCUUGACAUUGCUGAAAUGUUACUAGAAUACAAUGCUAAUACAAAUGCUCAAUCAACGGGUGGGUUUACGCCAUUACAUCUGAGCUGCCAAGAUGGUCAUUCUGACAUGACUUAUCUACUUUUGGCUAAUCAUGCUGAUCCUAAUAUAGCAUCGAAAUGUCAUUUAACGCCAUUACAUUUAUGUGCACAAGAGGAUCGCGUCAAAUGCGCAGAAGCAUUAGUUAGCAAACAGGCUGAUAUUAAUGCACAGACACUUAGCGGCUAUACGAGUUUACAUGUUGCUUGUCAUUUUGGUCAAAUAAAUAUGGUUCGAUAUUUACUUAAACUUGGUGCCAAUGUUAAUAUUGAAACGAAUCUUAUGUUUACACCACUUCAUUCGGCUGCUCAACAAGGUCAUGUUAUGAUUGUUAAACUAUUACUGGAAAAUGGUGCAUCGCCUAAUAAAACAAAUAAACAUGGAAUGACAGCUUUAUCAAUUGCACAACGUCUUGGUUAUAUAUCAGUCGUUGAAGAACUUAAAGUUGUUACUGAAACAACAAUUGCUAGUAAACACGAAUUGAUAACUGAAGAACGUUAUAAGAUUCAAGCGCCUGAAGUUUCACACGAAGAACAUCCAUUAACUGAUUCUGAAGACGAAACAGCUCAUUCAGCUGAAGAUAACAUUGCAGUAAUUUAUCCUGAAAUCGGAUAUCUCGAAUUGGCAAAACCUAUUAACAACCUUAAAAUACGUGAUAAAACGAAUAUGCUUGGCGAUGCUAGUUCUAAUGUUCAUAUGCAAUAUUUACGCGAAGGUGUGUUAAUGACGGAAGCAGAAGAAAAUAAACUCAAUCAAACAUCGUUUAUUAAAGAAGAGACUGAAUAUCCAAUGUUAGCAGCAAAAGAUCAUUGGACAGAAAGUCGAGAUAAUUUACAUGAUCAACCAACACCAAUAGUAGCCCCACAAACGUUUGUUGCUGAUAAUGAAACAAUUACCAAACCACGUCACGGAGGAUUUUUGGUGAGCUUUUUGGUUGAUGCUCGCGGUGGUGCCAUGCGUGGUUGUCGACAUUCGGGUGUACGAGUUAUAAUUCCAUCGAAACGUGCUAGUAUGCCAACAAGAAUCACAUGUCGAUUUGUUAAGCGUGAAAAAUUAACAAUACCACCACCGUUAAAUGAAGGCGAAGCAUUGGCAGCACGUGUGUUGGAAGUUGGGCCUGUUGCUUGUAAAUUUCUUGGACCUGUUAUUCUUGAAAUACCACAUUUUGCUUCAUUACGUCACCGUGAACGUGAAAUUGUCGUUUUACGAAGUGAUAAUGGUGAAAAAUGGACUGAACAUACAGGUCCAACAACAGACGAAGCCGUACGUGAAGUACUUGGCGAUGUUGUUGAUUCUGAGGAUUUAGAUAAUGCUGAAGAACUUCAAUCGCGUCGUAUAACACGUAUAGUAACAAACGAUUUUCCUCGUUUUUUUGCUUUAAUCACACGACUUCGUCAAGAAGCAAGUCUUAUCGAUGAGCAAGGCGGCUUGUUAACAUCGACAAUAAUGCCAACUAUUCAAGCACAUAUACCUGAAAAGGCCUUACAAAAACGUAUUCGUAUAUCACUUCAUGUUUUACCAAUAUCACCGCAACUAGUUCAACGUUCGUUUGGUUCGCGUGUUCAUGUAAGUCCUGUUAUCACUGUUGAGCCACGCCGUCGUAAAUUUCAUAAACCAAUAACAUUAACAAUUCCAUUACCAAACAAAACGUCAUCGUCAAGAAAACACUCUCAACAACAACAACACAGCAAUGCAUAUACAAGUGAUUCUCAAACGUUACGUUUAUUAUGCAGUAUCACUGGCGGUACGCAUGCUGCUCAAUUCGAUGAUAUUACAGGACACACACCAUUAACAUUUUCCAAAGAUACUGCAACAUUUACAACAACGGUUUCAGCUCGCUUUUGGUUAAUCGAUGCUCAAGGCGUACCAGAUGUAUUGAAAUUAGCCCAUGAAAUCUAUCGUGAAGCUAUAUUAGUUCCAUAUAUGUCACGAUUUAUUGUAUUUGCUAAACGACAUGAUCAAAAUGAAGCACUUGUUCGAUUGUUUUGCAUCACUGACGAUAAAGAAAAUAAAACACUUGAAAUGCAAGAACAUUUUACUGAAAUAGCUAAAUCAAAAGAAGUUGAAGUUGUUAAUGGAAAUUCAAUUUAUAUCGAUUUACAAUCAAAUAAUCUACAAACAAUUAUAAAAACAAAUGAACAAUUAACAUUAUUAUUUCGUGCCUUCAAAGAAAACCGUUUACCAUGUGUUGUUCGUAUACGCGAUCAAGAACAAGAUCCAUCGGGUCGCUUAAUUUUCUCGAAAGAUAAUGGAAAAUUAACUUCAAUACAGCGAACAACGUCACUUACAAUGACCAACGGACAGCCAUCAUCAUUAUCAUCAACAACCGUCGUCGAUCCACAGGCAUUACAAGCAAUUUGUAAUUUAAAUAUUGUUAUACCAGCUUACGACAAAGAUUUGCUUGAGAAUGAAGAACGUCUUCGAGCAUUGCAUUCUGUUGAUCGCGAUCAUAAUUCUGAAAACUGGAAAUCUGAUGAUAUGUAUCGAAAAGGUGAAAUACGUUUAACUGAUAUUGCACGAUUACUUGGAAGCGAUUGGCCAGCACUUGCAGCUGAACUUGAAUUAAGUGAAGAUGAAGUUACGAAGAUAAUGGAUGACUUUGGAGAAAAUGCUUCAUUACAAAUGUUGCGCUAUUGGCUUAAAUCACGUGGAAGCGAUGCAACAGGAAAUUGCCUUCAACAAGCUCUACGUAAAAUUGGAAAAGAAAAUAUUGUUCAUAAUUGUGUAUUCAAUAUCGAAUGGGUCACUGAUGCUGCCGAGAAAGAACUAGCUAGAGCUCGUCUUAAUAGUCGAGGUGGUAGCGUUGAUGGAGCGGCAAUUAGUGGACGACGUUUGGAUGAAGGCUUUGAAAGUGAUGAUGAAUUUGAACGUCGUCGACAUGGAAAAUCUAAUUUACUAAAUGAUGAAACUAAUCGUAUACCAACAACAACAAUUAUAAAAACGAUAACAUUAGAAGAAAUAGCUGAAGAUGAAUUAGGAGGAAAGAAAGCAAAAACGGACGCGAAUGUGUCACAAUUUAAACAGUUGGAACCACGUAAAAUGGUUAAACGUGAUUGUUCAAAAGAUUGCAUUCCUUCAUCAUCAUCAACAUCAAGUGCAGAUACAAUCGUUACUGUUGCCAUGAGAGAAAACUUAGGUGAACGUGAUGGUCCUUUACAUUUUGUUGAUUCAAGUAAAGCACCUACACCAGCAUCACGCUAUGGGGGCUAUUAUUCCAUAUAUAAUACACAGGAUUACUCAGGUUCAAUAACGCCAUUAAGCUAUCAAGCUCAUCCAUUUGAAAUGAUGCAUCUUGAAAGCUUGAGAGAAAAACUAAAUAGAUUAUCAUACGAUAAAGCUGAUCUUGAUGAUCCAUAUAGUGUUUUACAGAAACAACGAAUCACAGAUAUGGAUGAAGGACGAAUGACGCCAAAAGCUAGUUUGGAAUUUCAAUCGAAAAGAUCUUCAUCAAAAUUAGGUGAUUUUGGUAUUGUUAAUAUUGUACAAGAAGCAACACCAAUUGCAUCAGACCUUGAAUAUAUUCAAUCAGAUCUAAAUGAUCAAACACCGGCAGUAGAACAAUUGGCUGAACAAACAGCUCACGCGUUCGAUGAUAUACCACCUAUACGUGCUAAUCAAACACCUGUAACAGAUCGUUUAAUAAAAUCGAGUUUAAUACCUGAACCAGCACGUGCAUUAGCCCAUGCACUGAAACAUGCCGUUGUUAGGCCGCUAAAGAGAACGAUGAUAAAAAAGAAAUCUCUCGAUGGAAAUCUAACCGAACAACAAACAAACAAUGCGCAUCAACCUACUGUUUAUUUAUUUUCUAAUCCAUCAGCUAUUCUCGUUGAAAAUACUGAUCAACAAUUAUUAAAUGAAAUAUCUAUCGAUUCAUCAUUUGAAUCAGCAAGUCCAAUUCCAUUAGCAGUGUCACCUGCUAAACCGCCACGUUUAGCUGGCGAUGAAUCAGGUUCAUCAUCGUCUGUGGAUAUUAGUUCACCACCACCUGUGAAACCACCGAGACAUUUUUCACUUUAUAAAAAUGAUAGUAAUCAAAAUUUACUACAAGAAGCAAAUGAUGCUGUAAGAAAAGUUCUAUCUCUUUUUGAUACAUUCAAUGAGUUACAUCAAAACGAUGAUGAUAUUAUCGCGUUAAGACGAGCAUCAACAACGAGUCAAACAGCUAAUCGUCAAAUUUCGGAUAGUCUAAAACAUGCCGAAUCGUUUUCCGUUCAACCGAUUUCCAUUGCAAUCAAAACUGAUAUUCCAUUAUCAAUAAAAUCACUUGAAAAUCAUACAGAAAAACCGAUGGCAAUCACAUCUUUUUCGUCUUCUACGGGUCAAACUAAUGGAAGUAGUUUAGAGCAGUCGUCCGAUGAAAACAUUCCAAUUGAAAUCACUCAAUUGGCUAAUGAUUUAGCAGAAAAUAUUUUGGCAACAAUUCAACAACAAGCUGCUGAAUCGACUAAAACUAUGAAUGACGAAAAAGUUUUAUUUGAUAAACUUACACAACUAGAAACAUCAUGUGACAGUACAUCAACACUCUCUCAUUCUUUAAUUACAUCUCAUAUAUUACCCACUCAGACUACUACAUGCCCACUUGUGUCUGUUUCAUCGACUGCUGCUUCUAACACAACUAAAAAAGUCUCACCAUUGAUUGAUAUUGUUACAAGAACAGCAACGCCAACAUUCACAACAUCAGUAACCAUCACAAGUUCAUCGAAGCAUACUCUCGCAUCAGUAAAAACAACCCAUAGUACCGAUGAUGAAUUUGAUAAUACCUUAGCGUCAAUUUCUAAUAGUAAUCAGACUUCUAAUACUUCAAAUCUAUUACAAACUAAUAGUAAACAAGACAGUUUUGACUCAAAUGAUCUAGCCACAUAUGAUAAUACCAUAUUUCUAUCACAAAAUACUGGCAACGUAACUCCGACUCGUUCAUUGAUAUCCGAUUAUGACAAUUUACAUGGCUCAUACGGAAGUUUAAAUGAUGACAAUCAAGAAAUGUCAGUAUUACCAUUCACUCUUCCUGCACUUCCCUCAUCAUUGGAAACAACAUCAUCGAUAGCAUCAUCCUCAAUGACAACAAUCUAUGAAAGUUUUGAUAAUUUUCCUUCAAUGUCAUCAUCCGCCACAAGUCCAACAUAUGUAUCAGCAGCUAGUACAUUUAAUACCGGUGGUACAACAACACCACGAUGUUUAGAUACAGACGAUAGCGAUGAAGAACUUGCUGAACCAUAUAAUAUUGAGAACUCAAAUGAAGCUUCGACGCCUGUAAUCGAAAUAAUUGAAGAUAAUAGCGAACCGAUUGAUGAAUGCGAUAUGACAUUUCUGACAGAAGUUCUUGCUCAAUACAAUCAGAAUCUUCAUCAUCAAGAUAAUUUCGAAACAACAAAUAUUCAAUCAAUCGAUGAUAAACAAGCUACUCUUACCAGCAAAGUAGAAGAAUUACCAUUAUCAUCAUUAUCAUCACGAUCAGAACCAUUAUCAUUAUUAAUCUCUGUUUCUUCUAAUUCUGCUUCUUCAAGUUUUUCUUCUUUUCCUUCUUUUCAUAUCGCUACUCUAGCAUCAUCUAAAUUUUCACCGGAUAUGCCACAUAAAACUUCAAAUGUAAAAUUUCAAAGUUUUAACGCUAUUUCAUCAACAAUGACAAAUCGGAAUGACGGUAAUAGUACGUUGAAUCAUAAUCAAGAAGAAAAAAAAGAUUCCGAUAUUGAUUUACAAUCACAAAAUCGUCAUCGUCGUUUACCGUUACCAAAAAAGCUAUCAUUUGAACAAAAUAUAACAAAUCUUCUUGAAACAGAAUCUCCUCUAUUACAUUCCGAACUAUUAACUACUGAACAUGAACUAUCCGUAUUUCGUUCGCGUUUAGCUGUAAACGAAGGUGUCACAGCUAUAACUGGCACUAUACUCGAAUCGCUGAAAGAUCAAUUUGGUUCGAAUCAUAAAAUCGAUGAUGCGACAUCAUCUGUUGAUAGACAUAAGCCAGACAUUCUUCAACGAUCGUCGUCAAUGCAAACAUCGCCCACUAACGAACGAUUGCCAGACUCAAUUGAAUUACAUUAUGACGCUGUGUCACCUAGAAGUCCAUAUAUACUCGUUAAAGCAAAAAAUUCCUAUUGGGUGGCACAACCAAUCAAUAAUUCUGAAGUAGAAAAACAUUUGAAAACAUUUUCUUCUCCCAUUAUGAAACGCGCUAGUAUUAAAUUACCAGAUACAUUUUAUAUAGAUGAUGAUAAUGAUAAUAAUUCUGAUGACGAAGAAAUUUCUACUAAAAGAUUAAAUGACGCAGCACGUUUAUCGCUCACUCAAAAACCAUUAACAAAUAUUGACGAAGAUAAUAAAAGUAAGGAUUCAAUAUCCGAAGAAAAUGAAAGUUUAACAAUAGAUCCACAUGAACAAUUAGCGGAAAUGAAAAAAAUUCGCACAUCUUUACUAUUGAGAAAUAAAGAUCAAUUUGACAAUUUCGAUGAUAAAAUUGAUGAGAUCUAUUUAAUUAUUGAUUAUUUAAAACAUAAUAAAUUAACAUCGACAAUUCUAAAUAAUCUUCGACUAAAAUUUAAUGAAUUAAAAUUGCUUAUUCGUAAUAUUCAUGCAAGUAAACAAGACGACUUACGUAUUGAAUAUGAAUUAGAUAAAUUAGAAAAUGCUUUUAAGAAAACAUCGAAUCAUGAUGAUUAUCAUUUUAUUGAAUUAUUUGAACAAAAUCUUCGCGGACUACAAUAUAUUAUUCAGCAAAUACGAAUUGCUAGACCUUCGCCAUCGGAGAGUAUCGUCGAACAUUUUGAAUCAAUAAAAAAUGAUUCAAACAAACAAAUUAUUAGAUCGAAACCAACAUACACUCGUCUUAUUCCUGAAAGUCCCGUUGUAACAAGUGAUAUAUUUUUUGAAGGUAACAAAGUGUCAAAAGAAAAAAAGUCUCCUACAUCAAUUCAAACUCGUUUGAUACCAGAAGAUGCUCGAGUAAGCGCUGAAAGUUUCUAUGAAGGUGAUAUACAUCGAUCGUUAUAUCAAACUACUGAACAGGAUAAACAAAUGGAUAAUUUUAGUAAAAAAAAACCGCUUAUACCGGAAAAUGCACAGAUUUCAAGUGCUAACUUCUAUGAAGGUGACGCACAACGGUCGAUGUUUAUUGAACGUUCAUCAACAAGUCACAAUGAAUCACUAUCGCAACCCGUUACUAUUGAAAAUCUUCGAGCAAUUAUGAGCGAUUUAAUGCUUGUUGCAUCAUGGUCAAAAAAACCAGCAAAAUUAAAAACUCAACAAACGAAAGAUGAUGUCGAAGUUCAUGCCGAAUCAUUUAUAACAACUGAACAGCGACAUCCGAUUUUACCCUACUGUGAAAUCACACAUGACAUCGAAAAUUUUACAUUGCGACAUCCAUCAAUCCUAAUUGACGAGCAAGACGCAGUAUCACCGGAAAAUAUUGAAUUUCCACAAGAACAAAUUAUUAAAUCUUCUCAAAUGACUCAACAGGAAGCAAAGGUUAACGAUGUAACUUUCAUUGACAAUCAACCGCAACAAAUGCCAACCGAAACUGAAUCUCAAGUGAUAUCAUCUCCACAAUCCCAGCAAGACGACGAUGAAUAUGAACAUCAAUUCGCUGCUGAACCAAAUAAUUCUUCUAGUCAGAUGGAAUCAAAUAUAUUCGCAUCGCCAUCAUUGAGUCCUGAACAAGUCGAGCAUGGUUCGUUAAGUUUUGAACAAGAUAUCAAUGAUGAAAAUUUUCAUGAUUAUCCAUCGUAUCCAUACUACAAUCAUGCUUAUAUUAUACCAUGUGAAGAUUCAUCAGCAAUAACUCAUAUAAAAUGUUCGAGUAUUAUUUCUAAAACAAUAUCAUCUUAUAUGGAUGAUGAUUUUGACGAAGAAUAUAUUGAAGAAAGUCCAUUUCGUCCAACACAUCUUGAUAUAUUAUCUGAUACAAAUCAAAUGAAUAUUCUAUCGGAAGAUAAUAUACAAUAUGAUAAACUUCUUAUUGAAGCAUCAAAUAAUCUUGUUGAAAAAAUUCUAAACAAUGCUAUUUUAGAAAUAGUUACCUAUGAACAAGAUUAUUCAUUAUAUCAAGUUGCAAGUCAAAUUGUUAAUGAUGUUAUUUUGAAUAUUUUUCAAAAUUGUGAUGAUGAAUUUAACUUAGCCGAACCAGCAUCGAGUAGAAGUAGUACUAGUGGUGAUAAUGAAAUCGAAGAAAAGGAAUACGAUGAUGAGUAUCUAUCAUCGGAUGUUGAUGAUGAAGAAAAUCAAAAAUUAAUUCCACAAAUGUCUGAUCAACCCUAUUUAUUUGUUACUGACGUAAUUACAUCAAAAUCAACUCAAGAGCUUGGUAGUCUUAUUCAAGAAUUACAAUCACUGGAAUAUCAAAUUCAUGACAAUCGUCCAAUAUCAUCAUCAUCAUCAUCAUCAUCUUCGAGUUUAUUUGAUAAUGACGAAUAUCAGGCAUUUGAAUUAUCUGUUCCGAAAAUAAUUACAACACGAUCAGUGAAUGAAUUGACAAAUCUUGUUUCUGAAUUAGAAAACAUUGAAGAUCAACUUGAAGAACGACUUGACUCACCCAAAAAUUUAAAUCAACCACCCGUAUCAUCAAAAUCAUUUAAUGAACUCGGUGGUUUAAUUCAUGAAUUACAAAAUGUUUCAAAACAAUUAAAUAAUCGUAUACACGAAGAAAUUUUUACAUCAACCAAUAUUGAAUCAUUAUCACAAGAUUUAGUUAAAUUUCGUCGUGAUUCAUUGUCCAGUGGAAUUAUUCAGAGUCCAAAUAGAAAAGAACAACAGCCAUCAGCACAUUCAGCUAUACUCGAACAAGAACUUGAAUUUAAAACAUCGACAAACGAUAUCGAUCGAUUACAAUAUGAAGACUGCGAAAAUCAUCUUGCACAAACUUUAGUCGAUGAUAUUAUUAAAGAAGCACACUAUAUUAUGUUAGCUGAGUCAUCAUCAAAUGUUUUUCCAACAGUUGUUAAAUCUAUUCCUACAAUUAUUGUUGGUCAACAUCCUAAACCAAACCAUCAAUUGUCAGUUACAAGUAUAUCUGAUGAUUUAGAGAUUUCACAUGAAGAUCCAACUACCGAUAGAACAUUAGAAUUAGCUGCACAAUUGGAUUACCUUCGACGUAUGUCACGCUAUGAUGAUCAACAAGAACAAAUAGAAAAAUAUUCGUUUGAAAAUUGCAAAUCUAUUGAAAAAGAACAACUACUCAUCCAUACAAAUUAUAAUGGUGAUGACGAAUGUAAAUUAACUAAUUAUUCAACUGUAAGUCAUGAAGGACAUUCAUCUUCCGAUGAGAAUAAUCUUGACAAGACAUUAACUAAAUCCGAAUAUCAACAACAGAUAAAUAUAAUUCAUGAUUCUAUGAUAAUCAGUGAAGAUUCUAUAAAUCAACAGUCGACUGAUUCACUUGAUUAUCAUUCUACAGAGACUGAACUAAAUCAAUUAUAUACUCGACGAACAACCAGUGACAAUAGUCUUUAUAGUACAUCAUCUAUUCAUACAUGCGACAAUCAUUCUCUAUCAGCAUCAUGUUUAGUGGAUGGUAAUGAUUUAACAACGCCUACAAAAGAUGAUGAUGAUGAUGAUGAUGAUAAUGAACAAAAUUCAUUAAUGAAGGCAACUGGUGCUCGUCCAUUUGAUCGUGUUAAAUCAUUUGUUAGUAAAUCAGUUGACAUGGUACAAGAAACAAUAGACAAUCGUCAUAAACAACGAACUACUGAUUCCGAUAAAAAUGAUAAUCUACGAUUGAAUAUUAAUGAAAAAGAAUUUUCAAGUCCACAACAACAUUUUCAAUCGGCUUACGAUUUACAUGAUGAAGAAAAAAGUAAACUUAUUCGUAGUCCCGAAGUCUAUAAUAUGAAAUAUGCUGUUAAACACGAUCAUUCAUCAUUAUUAACAAGUUCUCAAAUACAACAUCGGACAUUAUCAGAAUCAUCAUUAACUGUCGAAGAUUCUAAACGUAAAAAUUUAGUGCCAGCAAGUACUGAAACGUCAAGUGAAUUUUUAACAACAAUAUCAAAAGAUAAUUCAUUAGAACUUUUACAAAAUCCCCGAUAUUCAACACCAUUCGAUGAUGUUAUUGAAAAAGAAUCAAGUCCAGAACAUUCAGAAUCCUACAAUAUUCCGAUAUCAGCAUUUUCCGAUGUGCUAGAACCAACGAGUAGUUGUCAACGUCCAUUAACAUUUUGUGUAACUGAACUGCAACAUAUAAAAACGGAAGCGGAAAUUUAUAGAGUGGCAACUGAUUUAGUUGAUCAAGUAUUGUAUGAUGUUGUUGUAGAAUUAACUGGCGAACAAGAUGAAUCAAAUUCAAGUAAAGAAAGUGAUAAACUAUCUAUAAGUAGUUCAUCAUCAUCGUUGUCGGAUGACGACGAUGAUGAUCUACUUGAAGAAGAAGAAGAACAACAACCACAAGAACCAAUAAAAUAUCGAAGAUUAAGUUCAAAAAUGUUUCGUCGUACACAAACGGAUGCCACAUAUUUUGAAUUGAUUGAAAGUUCAACAUCACAGAUUCUACCAAUUAUUCGUCGUAAUUCUCAAUCGGAUACAGACACAUAUUAUCGUGCCACAACAACAACAACAACAACAACAACAACAACAUCAAUAAAUAAACCCUACAAUAAAUCAAGGUCAGAUGAAAAAUUGCCUCAUAAAAAUUCCGCAGCAUUUGUUCAACAAAAUGAAAAAUAUUCCGGUGCAGGUGAAGAAAACAGUGGAGGAAAGCAGCGUGUAACACAACGAAGAAAACGACCGAAUGACAUACCAAAUGUAUCGGAGUCACCAGCAGUAAAAAAUCUUUCAUUUAAAUGUGAAUUUAAUGAAGCUUUAAAUCGUCGAGAAAGUCUUGAUUCACCAUCAGCGGAUUUAAAUGAUAAAUCAAUUCGUAAAAGUUUACAAGAAGGAAUUCUUCGUACAAAUUUAAAAUCAUGGCAAACCGACUUAGAAUUAAUUCAUCAACAAGAAGAUCCCCAUUUUCAUGAACAUAUUUAUUCAUCAACAACAAAAAAAUCUACAUCCUAUUAUGCUUACGAUGCUGAAAGCGAACCUGAUCGUGAUGAUUUAAAAGCAACCGCUACACAUAGUGAUAUUAUUCUAUCGAAAGUUCAAAAAGACUCAAAUUAUAAUACUACGCAAAAUUUAACUUCUGAUAAUUGUCCUACUAUAAAUCUACCUCAAAUUUACUGGCCAUCAGCAUCAUCAUCAGAAUCCUAUACAAUAUCACCUUCGAAUGAUAUUAAAAAUCUCCUUGAUGAUUUAAUUGAAUCCAUACCUGAUGAUCUGCCAACAUCAAUAUCAAGCGAACCGUUGUCAUCGCAGUCAGAUGCCACGACAGUUAUAUUUAAUUCAAAUAAAAACUCCAUGGAUGAUGGAGACAAUACCGGUCAAUGUUCUCAUAUAUCUAGUCAAGAUUUAACUGACCAUGAUAAGCGUGACUUAUCAGGAAUCAUAUCUAGUUCACCGUCGUCAUCAUCUCAAACUCAUUCUGUGAUACACUAUCAACACGAUCGACUAUCGCAAACAGAAUCUAAUUUAAAUUCGUUUGUAAAUAAGAGCCCGCAAAAAGAAUCAUCAACAUCGACGUUUUCGGACGCCGAACUAAUCGGUCAUAAUACUAAAACGAAAUUUUACUCGUAUCCCGGUUCUUUAGGAGGUGCGCAUAUGCCUCCUUCGUCUAUCGAAUCUAUUCCGAACGAUUAUUAUUCAAAGUCAACAGCAUCUACUACUUUUCAAAGUAGUAACUAA
Molecule: messenger RNA, 13737 nt
Organism: Rotaria socialis
Lineage: Eukaryota; Metazoa; Rotifera; Eurotatoria; Philodinida; Philodinidae
Source: the annotation of a GenBank genome assembly